AAAAAUGCAGUAUCUUAGGUGGAUCGAUUUUUUCGUCUUGCUCUGUGUGAUCUUCUCCAACCAGAAGAACUCAUACACCUUACGAACCGUUGCUGACAUACAACGUUUACGAAGGGGUAGAACAGUGCGAGCGGAACACACAAGCUGGCUUUUCAAAUCGAUUCCUUCUGCAACCCCCUUUGGUUUCGGUUUGCGGCGAUGCCGAAGGAAUGAUGCUUUCCCAAUGCACCCAUACAUACAUCCACAACAGCACAGUGUACCGAGUGUGGUGAACCGAAGUACGGCCCACAGUGCCCAAGACAUUCCCGGUUUUUCACCGUAGCAGGUCCAACGGCACCAACACAACCGUACGGGGUUGAUCUUUCUUCCGUCUAGUUCUGGCUUGUGCAAACACGCCGUUUCGACUCCUGCGGGAGUGAGUGUGCGAUCGUGAGCUGAGUAUUAUUGCGUGUGUUGGUGUACUGAUGCCAGGUUGCGUGUCAGUGCUCCGAAACCUGAGUGGUUUGUGGCGUUCGGCGAGAGGAAAGGAACGAUUGUCUUUUGCUGUGAGAAAAUAUUUUCUCCAGCCUGCGGUUCAGUAGUGGUCCGAAUACGAAGGUGUUGAAAUACCGAACGAACGACGUUGUGCACGCGGAGCUACGUUUUGUGCAAUUUUUGCGUCCUGCAGAUCUGACCGUGAUUCGUCAAACGUAGUUUUUGAGUUUAAAUUUUUACAACAGCAACAUUUGCCCUACCGUUGACCCGAGCAAGGGGCAUUUAUUAGCUAUUGCUAGUGAAAUAGUGCCACAAAAGAUCGAUAAAUAUCGAUCCCCGUAAGAAAAAAAGGUUUGAAGCUGAUGUUGCCGUUGCCCAAGGAUGGGUGAAUGAGUGGCCAAACCCGAUCGGUUUUUGUGUACAGCGACAAAGCAAUGCAAAUGGAUGUGUGAAGUAAGUGGUUGUGCGGUUUCGGUUGCAGCGUUUGUUUAGUGAAAAUCGUAGUGUCGUAGAAUAGAAGUAAACCCAACCCAAGCAGUAAACCUGCCCGCCGUGGUGGAUCGGGAACGUGCAUUAAAAAAAAAAAGGUGCCAAAUCAAAGAAAAAAAAAAGCAUCAUCCAACAUACAACGGCCGGGUGAGUGUGCGUGCGUGGUUAGUGGUUGAAGUGCCCUCGAGAUAUGCCCACCCGAUUGCCACUAGUGCACGAUUGAAGAUCACGAUCUUCCACGAAAGGGCGGUGGAAAAGUCGAGGUACGAUUUGAAACGAAAGGCUAAAAAUGAUCAGUACCGGAUGGCAUGGCACCAGCGUGUGCUAGUGUGUGCGUGUGUGUAUGUGUGCAUUUUUGCUUAAAAUGUUGCCAUUGUUGAGUGCCGGUAAAGUGUAAGUGUUGUGCUGAUAGUGUUCCUUGCAGAAAGUGGUAUCAAUCGGCAACCAAAUGUAAGUGCGAAGAAAGGCUAUUCUAGCUAGAAAAGAAAAAAAAGUGCUCAAGUGAUUGCGCUCCCAUCCACGACAUAGUUCGAAUGCUGUGUAAAUCCGAUAAAGUUUGAAAGGAAACCAAAAUUGUGCGACACAUAAUAUUCCUUUGCCAAUAUUAAGCAGUGUGGUUGGUGUAAUAACAUCUGUGUCACAGAAAGAAAAGUAACACAAACGAGCGCAGACAACAAAAAAAGGUUGAAAAUUGUACGAAAAGGUACAGCAUAGUAACCCUUGUGAACAAUGGACCAGCGGGGUGGUCAUAGUACAGUGUACCGUAGUGACUGCGUGCAACAGGAGCUUCGGUGAUGAUUUUCUUCGUGAAAUCUCACACCUCCCAAGACUACCGACAGGUGACAGGUGCAGGAGCUGCACCUGCAGCAGGACUCCGCAGGGACAGUAGAGCUGCGGAGGUGCGGUAACCCUACCGCUUCUUGCUGAAACAAGUGAAACAAAACCCCCAUUACAGUGCAGUGCACCCAAAUACACCUACACACAUACACACAACCAAACAACACACACACAUCCAUUCGGCCAAAUUAUGGCAGAAUGUAACAGCAGGCACGGUUACAGUAGCUGCAGUAAUCGACACAGAAAGAUGUCCUUGCUUUGGCUAUUACUGAUGAUAUGUGCCUUCAGUGGGGACAGUGGUGGAGGAGGUGGCCCGGGUACCUUCAUACGGAUGGCAGGGGCGGAACAUGUGCGAGAGCUUGAAGUGUCGGAGGGCGUACCGAUUGGACAUCAGAUCGGUUUCAUCGGGGAGUUUGUGCACGAUGAGAGCGGUGACAGUGGACCACCGUACCUGAUCGUGCCGGUACCGGGUAGUGCGGUCGAUACGGAUCUAGCCAUCGACCAUACGACGGGCGAAAUUCGCACCAAGGUGGCGCUGGAUCGUGAAAACCGGUCGUCCUACUCGCUGGUGGCCAUUCCCCUGAGCGGCGAGAACGUUCGCGUGGUGGUGCGAGUUCUGGACGAGAACGAUAAUGCACCCACCUUUCCGACGCCGAUAAUGAGCAUCGAGUUCCCGGAGAACACGCCCCGGGAUGUGAAGCGUACGCUAAAUCCGGCCCGUGAUGCUGACCUCGGGCGUUACAAUACGCAGCGUUACAGCAUCGUUUCGGGGAACGUUAACAACGCGUUCCGGUUAUCUUCCCACCGGGAACGGGACGGAGUGCUCUAUCUCGAUCUGCAGAUCAAUGGCUUCCUGGAUCGGGAAACGACACCGGCCUACAGUCUGGUGGUGGAAGCGCUUGAUGGUGGUAGUCCACCGCUGCGCGGUCAGAUGACGGUCAACAUUACCAUUCAGGAUGUCAACGACAAUCAGCCAAUUUUCAACCAGAGUCGAUAUUUUGCGACCGUGCCAGAAAAUGCAACGCUCGGCACUACGGUGCUGCAGGUAUACGCCACCGAUCAGGACGCGGGCGAAAACGGUCAGGUUGAGUACGCGAUCAACAGGCGGCAAAGUGAUAAAGAGCAGAUGUUUCGCAUCGAUCCCGGCACCGGUCUUAUCUCCGUCAACAAACCGCUCGACUUCGAGACGCGCGAACUGCACGAACUGGUCGUGGUGGCAAAGGAUCGUGGCAUGCAACCGCUCGAAACGACGGCAUUCGUAUCGAUACGGGUGACGGACGUGAACGACAAUCAACCCAUCAUCAACGUCAUCUUUCUGAGCGAUGACGCGACGCCGAAGAUAUCCGAGUCGGCCCAACCGGGUGAAUUUGUUGCACGGAUCUCGGUUAACGAUCCGGACUCGCGCACCGAGUACUCUAACGUCAAUGUGACACUGUCCGGUGGCGAAGGACACUUCGGGCUGACAACGCGCGACAACAUCAUCUAUCUCGUGAUCGUUUCGUUGCCGCUGGAUCGUGAAAUUAAACCGAACUACACGCUGAGCGUUAUCGCGACAGAUACCGGCAAUCCACCGCUCCAUGCUGCCAAGGACAUAUUCCUGACCGUCACGGACAUUAAUGACAAUGCGCCAGAGUUUGAGAAGGACGUGUAUCACGCGAAUGUCAUGGAGGUAGCAGACCCGGGUACGUCCGUUAUCCAGGUGACGGCUGUCGAUAGGGACGAGGGCAACAAUUCGGCCAUUGUCUACUCGUUGCUGGACACGCCGGACACGCAUUCGCACUGGUUUCAGAUCGAUAGUCACUCGGGAUUGAUCACGACAAGGGCGCACAUUGACUGUGAAACCGACCCGGUACCACAGCUGAUAGUGAUGGCUCAAGACAACGGGCGGCCACCGCUAUCCUCGACCGGUACCGUGCUCGUUACCAUACACGACGUUAACGACAACGAGCCAAUCUUCGACCAGAGCUUCUACAACGUAUCUGUUGCUGAGAACGAAUCCAAAGGACGCUGCAUUCUGAAGGUAUCGGCUACCGAUCCGGACUGUGGCGUUAACGCAAUGGUGAACUACACCCUCGGCGAGGGAUAUAAGAAGAACAGCGAGUUCGAGAUCCGACCGAGCACCGGUGAGGUGUGCAUUGCUAGCGAGCUGGACUACGAGACGCGCAAUUCCUACGAGUUUCCCAUCAUAGCAACGGACCGAGGAGGUCUCAGUACGACCGCCAUGGUAAAAAUUCAGCUAACCGAUGUUAACGACAAUCGGCCGACGUUUUACCCUCGCGAGUAUAACGUAUCAUUGCGUGAGUCAAUGCCGACGAAUUCGCUCUUAUCUACGCCGGUUGUUGUGGUUGUGGCCACCGAUUCGGAUUCGGGUAGCUUCGGUACGAUCAGCUAUCGCAUCGUGGCUGGUAAUGAGGCCGGCAUCUUUCGUAUGGAUCGUUUGACGGGGGAAAUCUUUGUCACGCGCCCAAACAUGCUUUCGAGUCGGACACAGCCGUACCAUCGGCUAAACAUCUCCGCCAGCGAUGGCGGUGGUCUUCGCUCCACGCAUGACGCGGAGGUGUUCAUUAGCGUCAUUGAUGCCACGCAGCGACCGCCAAUCUUUGACAAACCGCGCUACACUUACUACGUCAAGGAAGAUGUGAAACGGAACACAGUUGUUGGUACGGUAUCGGCAACAAGCAGCAACUCAGGAAAUCGCGGAUCACUUCGAUACUUCAUCUACUCCGGAGAUCCUGACGGAUUCUUCGCCAUUGAUCCGGUAUCGGGAAACAUUCGGGUGGCGAAUGCUUUAGAUCAUGAAACCAAACCCCAGGUGCUGCUAAACAUCCAAGCGACAAGUGGCGAUCCACCGGCAUACGGUCACACGCAGGUCAAUAUCGACAUCGAGGACGUGAAUGAUAAUCCACCAGAGUUCGAAUCGAAUACAGUGCGCAUCUCUGUUCCGGAGAAUGUGGAGAUCGGUUCACCGCUGUACGAAGCGAACGCGCAGGAUAAAGAUUCUGGCAUGAGCGGUGUCAUAACGUACAUGUUGGCGGGACAAGGAAAUGCACAGAGUGGUGGCAGGACCAGUUUAUUCAGCAUUGAUAGCCGUAGUGGACAUCUAACCUUGGCGCGUCCUCUCGACUAUGAGUCCAUGCAACGGCACUCGCUAGUAGUCACGGCAUCCGACUCUGGAACUCCAUCUCUUUCCACCAACCUUACCAUUCUGGUGGAGGUACAGGACGUAAACGAUAAUGCACCCAUUUUCGAGAGGAACGAAUAUGCCAUCACGGUAAUCGAAUCAACACCCAGCAAUUCACAGAUCCUUCAAGUCAGUGCAACAGACGCCGACACGGGUAAUAAUGCCCGGCUGACGUACAAAAUUCUUGGCGAGGAUCACCAGCGUACUGGCAAGUCUACGCAACCUGCGUCACCUGACGAGCCGGUAGCGGAAAUUUUUGGUAUCUUCCCCAACAGCGGUUGGAUCUAUCUCCGGACAAGGCUUGAUCGAGAAGUGAAGGAGCGAUACAACAUCACUGUGAUAGUGAGCGAUAAUGGUGUGCCGACUCUUACAGCGACCGCUCAUGUAAUCGUCACCGUUCUGGAUGCCAACGAUAACAGUCCCAUUUUUGCGAAGAGUUUGUACGAGUUUGAAAUCGAGGAGAAUAUGCGUCGCGGUGCCAUGAUCGGUACCGUCUCGGCUUCAGAUUCCGAUGCGGGCAUUAAUGCUGUUGUGCGAUACAGUCUCAUACCGAGUAAUACUAGCUUCCAGGUUAAUCCCGUCUCAGGUGAAAUAACUACAAGGGAUUCGCUUGAUCGAGAAAUAAAAGCUUCCUACGAUCUGGUGGUAGAGGCACGUGAUCAAGGUACUCCCUAUCGAAGCUCACGAGUUUCGGUCCAAAUACAAAUACUUGACGUCAAUGACAAUGCUCCCGAUAUUGUCGACCCGCAAGAGGAUGUCGUUAGUGUACGCGAGGAACAACCUAUUGGAACCGAAGUAGUUAAAGUUCGAGCAAUCGAUCGCGACCAUGGGCAGAAUGCUUCGAUCAGUUACUCCAUUCUCAAGGGCCGUGAUUCUGACGGGUACGGUAUGUUCUCCAUCGAUCCGAUGAGUGGUGUGAUACGUACUAAAACGUCGUUGGAUCACGAGGAGAAAACAAUCUACCGAUUAGCGGUAGCCGCUACUGACAACGGAAAGCCACCUAAGCAAACGGUUCGUCUGCUUCGGAUCGAGGUGCUAGAUCUCAACGAUAACCGGCCUACGUUUACCAGUUCCAGUUUAGUGUUUAGAUUACGCGAAGAUGUCGGUGUUGGACACAUCAUUGGAUCGAUCAGUGGCAACGAACAAUCAGAUAUGGAAAAUCUCAUUUCGAGCAGCAACGAUUUGCACAUUACCUACACACUCACCCCGCUAACAAACGAUGUAACCGAAGGUGCUUUCGAUAUCGAUCGUAACACUGGCAAGUUGGUCGUCGCUAGACAGCUCGACCGAGAGCAGCAGAGCGAGUAUCGUAUGGAGAUACGCGCACUAGACACGAGCGCUAGCAACAAUCCUCAGAGUUCCGCCGUCACGGUGAAGAUAGAAAUAGCCGACGUGAACGACAAUCCUCCGAAAUGGCCCAGCGAUCCGAUCAAUGUCUACGUCUCAGAGGACACCCCGGUUGGAGCAAUCGUGUAUAAUUUCACUGUACAGGAUAACGAUACCGGUACCAAUGCGGAAAUUAAAUAUAACCUCUCCAAAUCAGCCCAUCCUGCUCAGAAAGAGUAUUUCGCCAUCGACUCGCUAACGGGAUCACUCACCUUACUGGCACCACUUGAUCAUGAGGAUAUUCAAGAGUUCCUGUUGAUCGUGCAAGCGACCGAUCAAUCAUCAAACGUUACCGAGCGCCUUACCACUUCGGCCACGGCGCGCAUCAUGGUAACUGAUGUCAAUGACAACUCGCCAAAGUUUGUGAUCCCACAAACGGCAGACGGUGUGGUGUACAUUAGCGAUUCGUUAGAAAUUGAUCAAAUCGUAUCGCAUGUGGUCGCUAUAGACCGUGAUAGCGGUGAAAAUGGUCAUAUCGCGUACACCUUCGUCGGUGGCAACGAAGAUGAACGUUUCACGAUCGAUUCGAACUCCGGCAUUAUCCGGCUAGCCAAACCCUUCAGCAGCAACUUCAUCAUGGACAGUGGAAAACGAAACUCCGUGAGUGGCAAGUAUCAAUUAGUAAUAUCUGCCAGCGAUCACGGUUCACCACGAUCGCGAGAAGCCAAGAUUACGUUACAAAUCGUUAUCCAGAACAUGACGAACAAUCCGCCGCGUUUUGUCGAACCAGUGUAUUACGUCAACAUAACGGAAAAUGUUCCGAGCGGUAGUUUUGUGGUACGCGUUUCGGCCAGAUCCCACUCGGAUGCUGGUUCCGGUGGUUCGCUCAAUCUUACGUACGAAAUACCGAAAGGCAUCGGCGACGAUCACUUUGCGGUUGAUCCGGUUCGUGGAAUCGUCACGACACGUGGCACAUUUGAUCGGGAAUCUAAGGACAUCUACACCAUACCAAUCUACGUGACGGAAGGUGGUCGUUUUAAGAAAGCAUCUACAGCUUCCGUUUCCAGCCAGGAGAUGGCACAGUUCGAUGUAGCUACUCUUGUGGUGCGCAUUACUGACGUGAACGAUCACGCACCGGAGUUUGUGCAAGGUUCAUGCUAUCCACUGGCAGUUCCCGAAAACAGUGAACUCUCGGUUAUACACACCGUUGCUGCUACCGAUGCGGACGAUGGGUUGAACGGUGAAAUUACUUACAGUAUCUCAGGAGGAAACAUGGGCAACAAGUUCAGUAUCGACCUACACACCGGUACCCUGACGGCUCGUCCACUAGAUCGUGAAGUACACGCGAGAUACGUACUGCAAAUUACGGCGCAGGAUCGCGGAUCACCCGUAUCUCAUCAGGGACACUGCAACAUCACCAUACGCGUGGAGGAUGAAAAUGAUAACGAUCCUAAAUUUGAGCUGCAGAAAUACAUCGCUACGAUCGAUGAAGACGCUCAAAUUGGAACUACAGUGCUCACUGUGAAAGCUAUCGAUGCAGACGUCGGCAUUAAUGCUCGUAUCGUAUACUCACUGGCCAAUGUUACCGAAUGGCUGUUUAAUAUCGAUAGCAAAACUGGAGUCAUCACUACUGCUGGACUUUUCGAUCGAGAGCGCCAAAAUGUGUACAACUUUAUGGUAGUAGCAAUGGAUGGCGGACGGUACAAUGCACGCUCGCAAAACGUUCCCGUCCAGGUCAUCAUAGCAGAUGUGAACGACAAUAAACCCGUGUUUGAUAAGUAUCCGUUUCGGGAGCAAAUCGGUGCACUGGUACAACCGGGACAAACGCUCUUGCACAUCUCAGCUACCGAUAGCGACCAAGGUAGCAAUGGUGAAAUCGUCUACAGUCUGAACGAAAACGCAAGCACUGGCAAGUUCCGCAUCAAUCCUACGACGGGUGCCUUAAGCGCAACCCAAAGUUUGGCCAGCGAAAAUGGUCGCUUGCUGCACAUUGAGGUUACGGCACGUGACAAGGGCAAUCCACCGCAGAUAGCGACCGGGCUAAUCGAACUGCGUGUCGGUGAAGUGCAGCAGGAGCUACCGAUGCUGCGAUUCCAAAACAGUUCCUACCGCGUAACGCUUUCCGAGAACACACCUGUCGGUCAGCCGGUAUUGCAGCUCAGUGCCGUACGCAGCGAUGGUCGAAGACAGAAGAUCAUCUACAGCUUCGGUUCGGGUAACGAGGACGGUACAUUUUCGAUCGAUGCCGUAACUGGCGAGAUUAGAAUUCGAAACUCGCAAAACCUCGACUACGAACGUUUCAAUCGUCUCAAGAGCGAGGGCAUUGAACUGGUCGCUGUAGCUCGUACCGAUGGUACACCGCUACUGUACGGCUACACGUCGAUAGUCGUGGAACUGCAGGAUGAAAAUGACAAUGCGCCACGGUUCACACAACAACAGUACGCGGCCUCCGUCUGGGAGAGCAACAGCAAGGGCACGUUCGUGAUCAAGGUCGGUGCGUUUGAUUCAGAUCAGGGAGCGAACGCACGCAUUCUCUAUCACAUCGUGGAUGGAAAUCACGACAAUGCGUUUAUCAUUGAACCGGCAUUUAGCGGAAUCGUCAAGACGAACAUCGUGCUCGAUAGGGAGAUACGCGACAAGUACAAGCUGAAGGUGAUUGCCACCGACGAAGGCGUACCGCAGAUGACGGGAACGGCUACGAUCAACGUGAACGUCGUGGAUGUCAACGACAACCAGCCAACCUUUCCACCGAACACCGUCAUCAGCGUCAGUGAAGGAACAAGUGUCGGAACGGUACUGACAACGAUCACAGCUAAUGAUGUGGAUACCAAUCCACCAUUGACGUACAGUUUCGCGGAACUGAACGAUGACGAUGCCACAAGCUACUUCGCGAUCGAUCGCUACAGUGGGAAAAUUAUUCUAAUACGCCCGCUAGACUACGAGGAACGGCACGAGUUUCUGCUACGACUGCUCGCUUCCGAUUCGGCCCAUGUUGCUCGCACCACACUGACGGUGCGCGUUGCCGACGUGAACGAUAAUGCGCCGGUGUUCCAGCAGAUCACCUAUCACGCUAUGCUUUCCGAUCCAACAGAUGGUAGCAACACGAACGUGAUGAUUCUUUCCGUCAAUGCAACCGAUGCGGAUAGUGAACCGAACGCGAUCGUUCGCUACUCGAUCGUCUCACCCAAAGGAUCAGUCACCAGCGGGUUCACUAUCGACGAAUCAACUGGCCAGUUGUUUGCAAAUAUUAGCCAACUGUCAACGAGUGGUGUCGGUGGCACACUCUAUCUUACCGUGAGAGCAACCGAUUCUGGUCAACCCGCGCUAUCCGCCACCACUACGGUGCGAUUGGAAAUGAAAUCGAAAGGCAAAGCGAAUCCACAGUACGUGCAGAGUCAGUACCGGGUAUCAGUAAACGAAGAAGCAAUGCCUGGAACAACAGUCGUCAAUUUGAUCCCCAAGUCCAUACUGCAGCAACAGUCCGGUGUAGAGUCGGCAAUAGCAUUUGAAAUUAUCGACGGUAACGAAGAUUCCGUGUUCGAUGUAACGUACCCCGAUGGUGCUAUUGUGCUGGUCGAUCGGCUGGACCGUGAGCGUGUGGACUAUUACGAGCUGAAGCUGGUAACUGUGGAGCCCGGUACGAGGCACAUUAACAGACCCGAUGCAAAUCUCAGCACGAUGGUGCGCGUCAUAGUUACGGUGGAGGAUGCGAAUGAUAAUGCGCCCGAAUUUCAACCGGGCAAUUACGAGGCAACGAUCGGUGAGUUGGCACCGAUCAAGCACUCCAUCGCCAAGCUGUCCGCACUCGAUGCCGAUCAGUCCGGGUCGCCCAGCUCGGAAGUGAUCUAUCAGAUAAUAUCCGGUAACGACAGUGGCAUGUUUUCCAUCGAUCUGGUAUCUGGAUUGCUGUACACCAACAAAUACCUGGACUACGAUCACGGCCAAACGCAGUACAAUCUCGUGAUACGGGCGUGCGAUAGCCAUUCGGCACCACGUUGCUCCGUACAUCCAUUCUCAAUCGCGCUAACGGACGAGAACGAUAAUGAACCACAGUUCCCAGUGCCUGAAUAUCUGGAGUUCGUGGGCGAAAAUGAACCAAUUGGUAUCAGUAUUUUCACUGCCCGUGCCACCGAUAUGGACCGUGGACCGUUCGGUAUCGUAAACUACACAAUCGACAGCGUACUGUCCGGGUCGUAUUCCGGACUGGACGAUAGUUGGAAGCUGUUCAAGGUAGAUCCAACGAGUGGCGUCGUCAAUUCGAAUGCCGUGUUCGACUAUGAAGAAAAGAACCGCUAUGCUUUCGCACUGCGUGCCACCGAUACGGGUGGCAAAUCCAAGACGGUACGUGUGAAGAUAGUGAUCGAAAGCAGGGAUGAGUUCAGUCCACAGUUUACGGAGCGUACGUACCGUUUCGUUAUCAAGACACCAGAAUCAGGCCAAUUGCCCGUGGGCUAUGUGGUGGGCCAUGUGACGGCGACAGAUCGUGAUCGUGGACCGGACGGACGUAUCGUUUACCAGCUCACGACUCAACAUCCGUACUUUAAGAUGAACCGUACAACGGGUGCCAUCCUCAUCAAGAAACGGCUAGACAACGUAGCGACAAUGUUGGAUGCGGGCCGUGACAUCAGUCUAGUCGUGACGGCCGGUUCCGGCAGACAGGGAUCGCUCACCAACAUGACGGUGGUUGAGAUUGCGGUCGAUGCGUUGGGACAUCUGAAGGGUAACGAGUUGGGCAAUGGGGCUGGCAUUGGUGGUAGCUAUGAAAACUCUCAGUCGGUGUCUGCUGGUGGCGGAUUCGCGAACUGGGCAGUCGGGCUUGUCAUCUCGCUGCUGCUUAUCAUAAUCGGUGUCGCGUCUGUGUUUCUCUUCCUGCACAUGCGUAACCGUCAGCAGAAACAUGUCAACAAGACCGGGCUUAGUUCCGAAUCGGUCGGCCACUCGAACAACUACGUCGAUCCAAGUGCGUUCGAUACAAUCCCCAUCCGUGGAUCGUCCAGUGGUGCAGCAGGUGCUGGCCAGUUCGCACCACCGAAGUAUGAUGAAAUACCUCCGUACGGUGCAAGCUCUAACUCGGGUGCCGCCACCACGUCCGAGCUGUCCGGCUCGGAACAGUCGGGCUCGAGUGGGCGCGGUUCUGCCGAGGACGAUGGUGAGGAUGAGGAAAUUCGCAUGAUCAACGAAGGUGGUCCGCUGCAGCGCGAUGGUCUACAGCUCGACGGUCGCCUAUCGGACGUGUCGGUACAAAACACGCAGGAGUACCUGGCACGACUCGGCAUCGUUGACAAUGGUACCACCGGGAAUGCGUCCAACUCGUCGCGCCGCUGCUCGGAAAGUAUGGGACUGGGUAGCUCCAAAGAUGCCAUGCUACAUACGCUACCGAUCGAUACGCUGCACAUGUUCCACGACGACGAACACCACCGGGAAUCCGACCUUACCAAUCUGAUCUAUGCUAAGCUGAACGACGUCACCAACAACAGUGAUCGAGCGAGCAGCGUUGAUGAGACGGUUACGAAUGCGGGCAGCAUCGGUGCGACGGUCGAUCACGUCAUGAUGGGCGGUUACGGUGAUGUACCGGUCGUGGGCAAUCAGCAGGGUAUCUCGAUGAAUGGGUCGCUCAGCUCGAUCGUGCACAGCGAGGAGGAGCUAACGGGUAGCUACAACUGGGACUAUCUGCUCGAUUGGGGCCCCCAGUAUCAACCGUUGGCGCAUGUAUUUUCGGAAAUUGCCCGCCUCAAGGAUGACACACUGUCCGUGCAGAGUGGCAAUAGUGGAACGUCCAGUGCCAAGAGCAAAAACUCAUUACAUCACACGGUAAAAACGCUUCCACCGCCACUGCUGACGAAUGUGGCACCACGGUCGAUCAAUGUGCCCGUCUUUGCCGGCCGUAACAAUCCCGGCAAUCAUCAUGGCGGUGCACCCAACCAGUACCUGUUGCCCCGCUCACCCAUUAGUCAUGAUUCGGCUGCCGGCUUCAGUACCUCCUCCGCCAUGUCGCCCAGCUUCUCGCCGUCGCUUUCACCGCUCGCGACACGCUCACCCUCCAUCUCGCCGCACGUCGUGUCGACGGGUAUGCCUACCUCCCACCAUAUGGUUUCGCUGCCACGACCUCCACAGCAACGAGGGCCCGCUGGACAGAGGAAACCGUACUGAAACCCUCGUUCCCUGUCCUUCGGCACCAAAUUUCUUUCCCUUUUCGGAUGGCUGUGUAGGUCUAAGGUCCCUUUCCAAAUCAAACGCAUCCAAUGUCCACGGAACGGAACGCAACUGAACGCUAAACGUCUUGUAAAUAAGUAUUAGUCAGACGUCUGACUGUCCAAUAGCUAGUACAGACAAACGUUCGGGAUGAAGUACCGAUGCCGUAGUGUACGUAAACGAAACACAUUUUAGUGUAUGUGUGUGUGUAUUCUUCAACAACGAUUGUAGUAAAUUUCUAUUCGCCUAAAGUUCAUCUCUCGGUGCGAUUCAAAACCACCUUCAAACCAGGAUGUGACAGGUAUUAGACUGUAUAUAGUUAGUGCUAAGUGUGUAAGAUGAAUGUUCACGAAAACGAAUGAAAAAACGUAAAGCCGCAUCCGUUUCUUUGUCCGUCCAUCCCAAAAUCAUACCGUUGUAAACGCGUUUAGGCGUAAUUGUACAGAUUUUAGUAGCAUCGCUUACAGUACUGUAAAUACUCUCAAGUGAAAAGUAACUUGGCAAACGGGUGGGGCAGCCAAAAGCACCCACUGGGCGCUAUUUGUAAAUGCCAGAGAAACUUAGUGGUAGUGAAAACCUGUUCGCAAAACGAUGGCGUACGCACAGUAGUAGAUAGGGGAAGUAUUAGGAUUAACAUCUCGAUUCGCAUUGAAAGGUUCGCUUUCAAACGAAUCACACAAGACUGCAAGGCUUUAGGGCUGUAUCCCAAUUUUAAGUAAAACCGGCAACACACAUUUUUUUUUAAUUAUUGUUAACGUGUAGUGAACGGUUUUGUGGUUUCAGCUGAAUGUGGCUGGAAAACCAGAGCCGCGUGUCGUCUGCAUUUACUCACCCCGCCUCGGGGAAUAUCGGUCACGAGCGGGAAAAGGAUGAAAAUUUUUAAGUGUUUUUCUUUUUUGUUUGUUUUACCCUUUUUUAACCAAGCAGCCACUUGUGUGGUUCCACUGGUAGGCAAGCACUAGACUAUUUUUUUACGUUUCGUUUUGUGUACAGAUGAACAACCGCGAACUACCUAAUGUGUAACGUUAAGGACACCAAAUUUGACGCACAAACAGUGUGAGUCAUUUUUUUUCUUCUCUUUUCUUUUCUUCGAUGCAACUUCAGAACGCUAUGGCCUUCACAUUGUUUUCCCUCUUUAAAGAAAUAGUCAGUGUUCGCGCGUCCGCGAGUGGGUUUUUAGUACCAACAACACUAAAAACCACCAGGCGUCUCCAUCGUGGAUCACUACAUGCUGGCAUGCUAGUAUUCGUACUUUUUAACGAUCGUACGAUCGAAAGGCAAAUUUUAACCCCCGUUACAAAACAAAACAAUAAAAAAACACAUACAUCACCAAGCCACAAACAAGCAAACUGCGCAACUGCCAUAUAUUAGAGAAUGAAAGGUGGAAGUAGCUGUAUGUAGGAGCGUUUAGAGGCGACAGUGUUUUAUAAAUGCAAGAAUGUGUCUAUAUAGGUGUAUUUUAGGUGAAAUAAAAAUAUGUUUUAUACUGAAAAAUAAA
Messenger RNA from Anopheles funestus (African malaria mosquito), 13997 nucleotides. RefSeq names its product protein dachsous (gene ds). The coding region runs from base 1991 to 12457 and encodes 3488 amino acids. The transcript has 13 exons. The record is from RefSeq and is a predicted model, not a curated record. Gene Ontology annotation, biological process: homophilic cell-cell adhesion. NCBI's taxonomy places the organism in Eukaryota, Metazoa, Arthropoda, Insecta, Diptera, Culicidae. Gene Ontology annotation, cellular component: plasma membrane. Gene Ontology annotation, molecular function: calcium ion binding.